Messenger RNA from Prorocentrum cordatum, 378 nucleotides. The record is from the annotation of a GenBank genome assembly. NCBI's taxonomy places the organism in Eukaryota, Dinophyceae, Prorocentrales, Prorocentraceae.
AUGGGCUUCAGCUGGGACCCGCCCACUGUCCAGGGCAACAUUCUCCCCAACUCGCCCAUCAACUGCACCAAAGGCGUGUUGACCUUCAGCGUCUCGGAGCCUCAGAACGUCAAGGAGGGCAAGCUCAUGAAGUUCCGCCUGGACACGGUCAAUCCUGUGGAGACUCCGCACGUGAUGGAGAACAACUGGAUCGUGAGCCACCUGGAAGCGGACGGGGGCAUCAUGGCUACGGAGGCGCUCGCGGGCUGGGACAUCGUCUCGCAGCUCCACGAGGUGGACAUCCUUCUAGUCGGCGAGAGCAAGGCUCGUGUGGCGCUCCUGGCCUGCUCGAUGAUCUCCACGUCGCGCUACGGGCUGUGGUCCUUGCCGCGCAAGUGA